AUGAAUCUAGAUAGUCCUCCUAUGCACCGGGCCUACAUUGCCCUCGGGAGCAAUGUGGGUGAGCGGGUUGAAAUGAUUGAAAAAGCUUGCAAGGAGAUGGAAAGGGCUCAUAUCAGGGUCAAGAGAACGAGCUCUCUCUUUGAGACUGCGCCAAUGUAUGUUCUUGAUCAAGACCCUUUCAUGAAUGGUGUUUGUGAGGUGGAAACCAGCUUGGGGCCUCUCGAAUUGUUAGACACAUUACAAUCAAUCGAGCUGGCUCUAGGGCGAAAGAAACUUAUUGAUAAAGGCCCACGGUCCAUUGAUCUGGACAUUCUCCUCUAUGACCAAGAAAUUUUUUGCCACGAGCGUCUCAACAUCCCACACAAGUUGAUGCUGGAACGGGAUUUUGUCCUACGACCCCUCUGCCAACUUAUCCCUCAUGAACAACCACCUAUUCCCCGACGGAAUAGGAGCUAUCUAUCCUACUUGAAGUCACUCCCGCCUCCAGAACCAGUGCCAGUGGCCACCACUCACAUAUCCCCGCAUUUCCCUCCGCUGCGCUCUACAGACCCCAAACGUCCAACUCACCUCAUGGCCAUCCUCAACGUGACCCCUGAUUCCUUCUCCGACGGCGGCAAGCAUUUCUCGCAGGACCUCUCCGCUCUCACCGAGACCGUCCGCGGCCUCAUCAAAGCCGGCGCAACGAUCAUCGACAUCGGCGGCGAGAGUACCCGCCCGGGGUCGGUCCCAGUCGGCGAGGCCGAAGAGCUAGCCCGAGUCCUCCCGGUAAUACGACACAUCCGCACUUCCAUCCCCGAAGCCAACAACAUCGCCAUCAGCAUCGACACCUACCGCGCCAAAGUAGCCGAGGAGGCCUGCGCCGCCGGCGCAGACAUCAUCAACGACGUCUCCGCCGGCACCCUCGACCCGGAGAUGCUCCCCACCAUGGCCCGCACCGGCAAAGCCGUCAUCCUGAUGCACAUGCGCGGCACCCCGUCCACAAUGACCAAGCUAACAGACUACCCGAACGGCAUCGUCCACGACGUCGGCGCCGAGCUCCGCGCGCGCGUCGCCGCCGCCGAAGCAGCUGGCAUCCGCCGCUGGCGCAUCAUCCUCGACCCGGGCCUCGGCUUCGCCAAGAAUAUGCCCCAUGAUCUGGCCAUCCUGCGCGAUCUGCAGCAGUUCCGCACCGGUAUCGAAGGGCUAGAGUACUUUCCCUGGUUGAUGGGGCCGAGUCGAAAGAGAUUCAUUGGCCGGCUCACGGGCGUGGAGAAGGCGAGCGAGCGCACUUGGGGCACCGCGGCGACUGUCACCGCCAGUAUUGCCGGGGGAGCGGAUAUCGUGCGCGUGCACGAUGUCAGGGAGAUGUGGCAGGUUGCCAAGGUGGCUGAUGCUAUAUACCGCGUAUAA
Aspergillus viridinutans is the source of this 1389-nucleotide messenger RNA. RefSeq names its product folic acid synthesis protein. The transcript is spliced from 3 exons. The coding region runs from base 1 to 1389 and encodes 462 amino acids. NCBI's taxonomy places the organism in Eukaryota, Fungi, Ascomycota, Eurotiomycetes, Eurotiales, Aspergillaceae. Gene Ontology annotation, molecular function: 2-amino-4-hydroxy-6-hydroxymethyldihydropteridine diphosphokinase activity; dihydropteroate synthase activity. Gene Ontology annotation, biological process: tetrahydrofolate biosynthetic process. Gene Ontology annotation, cellular component: mitochondrial envelope. The record is from RefSeq and is a predicted model, not a curated record.